Molecule: messenger RNA, 1410 nt
Organism: Magnolia sinica
Lineage: Eukaryota; Viridiplantae; Streptophyta; Magnoliopsida; Magnoliales; Magnoliaceae
Exons: 6
Coding region: 454-1221 (255 amino acids)
Source: RefSeq, a predicted model, not a curated record
GUGUUUUAUCCACGCCGACCAUCCGUUUUUCCAGCACGAUCUCAAGAUUUAAAUAAGUCAAAAGCUCAACUGGACCACACCACAGGAAACAGUGGUGAUUGAACGCCCACCGUUGAAAACUUCUUAGGGGCCACAGAGUUUUUGAAUUAAGCUGAUCUUUUGGUUUUCCCUUCAUCAAGGUCUAUGUGACCUUAUCAACAAGUUGGAUGCCCCAGGAAGGUUUCAACGGUGGGUGUUAUUUUCUCCACUGUUUCCUGUGGUUUGGUCCACUUGAGCUUAGGAUCUGCUUCAUUUUUGUGCUCAUGCCCUAAAAUGAGCUGGAAAAACGGAUGGACGGCGUGGAUAUAAGACAUAUACAUCACGGUGGGCCCCACAGCGCCCAAAUCUGGUUGGUGUUGGGGUCACCACCCAACCCGCUUCCGUCUCACUUGUUGCGCAGAGAGAGAGAGAGAGAUGGGAGAGGUUGGUGCUGUGCCAUUCCUUCCUUUCCGACAAGGCUUCCUCUUUUCUUCUUCUUCUAGAAGAGGUACAGGUACAAGUGCAAAAGAGAGAGUGGGGAAGCGAUGGCAAAGGGUAGUGGUGACUGCCAAUUCUCAUCAUCUUCAGCGGCAGCAGAAUCCCUCGACCUUCUCUUCCACCAUCUCCACUGAUAUCCCCCUCUCCGAAUCCCCUCCAGGAGCAUCAUUCGAUGAGUACCUCAGCAAUCGAGCCCGUGUUUUCCAAGCAAUGUUUCCAGACAAACACAGAAGCCAGAGGUUGAAUAAUGAGGAAUGGAGAAUACAGAUGCUUCCGCUGGAUUUCCUCUUCCUGUCGGUGAGGCCUGUAAUUGACAUGCGGUUGAGAUGCAAAUCAGAAGGGAAGGAUUACCCACCUGGAGUUCCCCCCCGUGUCACGAGGGUUCUUGAGCUUCAAGCUAUCAAAUGGGAGCUUCAAGGUCUGGAGAAUGUUCUCAAGCCUUCUCAUUUUGCACUGUGUGUGAAAGGUGCCCUGUACUCAGACAGGCGAGGUAUCCAUAGCCGUCUCCGAGGUCAAUUGGAGAUGAGCAUCAGCUGCAUUCUCCCUCCGGCUCUCUCUUUAAUCCCAGAAGAUGUUCUCAAAGGCGUUUCAGAAUCGGUGUUGAGGAGAUUGGUAGAGCGCAUGAAGCAAAAAGUGAAUGAAAGCUUGCUUUCAGAUUUCAGGGAGUUCAGGAGGGAGAGUCUCAAGAUACAGGGGAGAAGAUAGCAAUCCAAUCUCCCAAAAUCUCCAAAGAAAAAAAAUGAAGUGCACAAUCUUAGUGACAUCAACAAGCGGAGAGAUGGGGAGGGAGAUAAUUGUACAUCAUGGGUAAUUGGAAUGUAAUUAUUGCAUGCAUACAAAUCAACUGUUCUACUACCUAGCACGAGAAUAUUUACAUUCCCUGUUUCUCCUUCA